Molecule: messenger RNA, 1243 nt
Organism: Humulus lupulus (European hop)
Lineage: Eukaryota; Viridiplantae; Streptophyta; Magnoliopsida; Rosales; Cannabaceae
Exons: 3
Coding region: 166-900 (244 amino acids)
Cellular component (GO): mitochondrial matrix
Source: RefSeq, a predicted model, not a curated record
AGAUGCAGAAGAAGAAUUAGGGUCGGGUUGCCGCUGACACUUUCGACCCGAUUUUUUUAUCUGUUUACUUCUUGACAAUAACAGAAAACCUAAAUCCCAAAUCCUUAAACCCUUUCCUUACCACAAUCGCAAGCUCCAACCAGAAAAAAAAAAAUCGCAGCUUUAAUGGGUUGUUUAAUCCGAGCUUCUCAAAACGUGAUUCGCCUUCGUUCUUCUCAUUCUCCUUCCUCUUCACCCACAAUCCAAUUGUAUAGCUUUCUUCACCACUCCACUCUUCCUCUCCUUUCGCCAAAACCUACAUCAACCCGUACGGGCAUAUCAGAGUCUCUUCCUAGAUCUCCCAUCGAUGCUAACAUCGUUAGAAUCCUCCGCAACGAGAUCCAGUACCAACCCGGGUACGCUCCUAUACAUGAGCCUGCUACGAAAUUCAAAUCAUUUACGGUACAAGAUCGACCGGGUGAGCAAUGGAUUACAAUGAGAGGAAAAUUUGGUGAUGAUGAAGAAGUUAAGAUUGAAGUUACCAUGUUUGAUGGCUAUGAACUUUGUCCCAAGCAUGACGGUGAUGGGGAAGAUGUGAUUUUACGCCUCAGUGUACUUGUUGGUAUUUCUAAAGGAGAUAGUUCUGAUGAUUUGGAGUUCGUAUGUUCAGCAUGGCCUGACAAUUUUGAAGUUCGGCAUGUUUAUUCACUUCCCCGUGAUCGGAAGCUAGCUAGGCUGCCUUAUUUGGGACCGGAUAUCAGGGGAUUAAAUAAGAAUUUUCAGAAGACAUUUCGAAACUACUUAGGAGCGAGGGGAAUUGAUGAUGAGCUUUCUUUUUUCUUACAUGAUUAUAUGAUGAACAAAGAUAGGAUUGAACUUGUACAAUGGUUGACAACUGUUAAGUCUUAUGUAGAAAAAUAAGGUGAAAAACUUUGACUGUCAUAUGUGAGAUCUCUUAAUAAUUUUCAAUAAUGUCAAUGAUUGAGAACAAUUUUGAACGCUUAAAUACAUGUUUUCUAAGGAAGCAUAAAUACAUGUUAUUACACAUGUAAGCAUCGGUUAGAAUACACGACAGCCAUUUAAGAAUGAAAUAUCAGUUUCUAAUUAGCAAAUUUGUACACUGUUACUGCAAGAAAGUUUAAGAGAAACAGACUAUUUUGUAAGUUUAGGCUGUUUAGCCUCUGUAUCUGUGCUUUACCUUGUAUACUUUUGACAUAUGUAAUUUUGAGCGGUAGAAAUAUGUAUUUUUGUGAGUCUACGUUCA